Molecule: messenger RNA, 1554 nt
Organism: Penicillium pulvis
Lineage: Eukaryota; Fungi; Ascomycota; Eurotiomycetes; Eurotiales; Aspergillaceae
Exons: 2
Coding region: 1-1554 (517 amino acids)
Source: RefSeq, a predicted model, not a curated record
AUGUCUGAUAACCCCCGUGGUCGGGGACGCGGUCGAGGUGACCAGGGAUACGGUCGCGGCGACCGUGGCGGUGGUGGUGGUCGCGGUCGCGGUCGCGGUCGGGGAGAUAUGGACCUUCCCUUCCGGGAAGGCCGUGGAGGUGCCCGUGGAGACUCUCAGGGAUAUCGUGGCAGAGGUGAUCGAGGAGACUCUCAGGGCUACCGUGGCAGAGGGGGUGAUCGAGGAGGACGUGGGGAGUUUCGUGGUGAUUUUCGUGGUGAUUUUCGUGGUGAUUUUCGUGGCCGCGGUCGCGGGGAUUUUGGAGGUCGUGGAGACUUCCGCGGUGGUAGAGGAGGCUUUCGAGGUGGCGGAAACCAAGGUCCGCGAAUCUUCAACGAAGGAAAACCAAUACCUGCUCCUGAUCCCCAGGUUGAAAAGGUCGAAAAUGAUACCGCCAAGACUCUGGUGGGACAUGAGAAGACAGCGCUGUAUCCCAACCGUCCAGGAUAUGGCACACUAGGCAGGCCUGUUACCCUCUAUGCCAACUACAUGCCAUUCACGGCGGUUGGCAAGCCGGUCUUCCGCUAUCAUGUCGCUGUCGGCAAGGAGCAGGGCCGGGAGGUGCCAACCAAGAAAGCGCGUCAGAUUGUGCGACUCUUGUUGGAAGAGCACUUCGCCAAAGAUAUUAAGAACAUCGCCACCGAUUAUCGAUCCACAUUAAUCUCAUGUAUCGACCUUGGGCUGGCGAGUGACAAGAAGUAUGAUGUGCGGUAUAAAGGCGAGAAUGAGUUUGACUAUCUUGAUGAGCCCAAGAUCUACAGCGUGACCGUUGGACCGACAGGCACGCUGGACCCGACAGAUCUAAUCAAUUAUCUGUCUUCGAGUAAUAUCGAUGGCUCUCUGAUGCAGCAAGAGCAAUUAUUGGCGGCAAUGAACAUCAUUAUGGGCCACCAGCCAAAGACCGACCGCUCGGUGGUCACGCUCAGCGGUAACAAGCACUACAGCUUUGAUGCUGCCACUGCCGAACGCAUGUCUCUGGGUGGUGGUCUCGAGGCAUUGCGUGGUUUCUUCAUCAGUGUGCGUGCCGCCACCGCCCGCGUUUUGCUUAACGUGCAAGUCAAGUAUCUCGCUUGCUACCGGGAAGGCCCUCUGCCCAUGGUGCUUGGAGACUAUAUGCGUACGAAUUCGCGCAAUCCUUACCGACUUGAAUCCUUUUUGAAGCGCAUGCGUGUCCGAGCCACUCAUAUUGUUCGCAAGACGAGCAGCGGCAAGCCUCGCCCUCCUCAAAUCAAGAGCAUUACCGGGUUGGCAUCUCCAACAGAUGGUCGGUCCGGCACGAACCCGCCCAAGGUGCUUCGUCACGGUGCUGGUCCUUUUGAUGUCCAAUUCUUUUUGGAAGCCCCGGGGUCGAAACCGCCAGCUGCACAAGCUGCGCAGCCUGCCGAGGGCAAGGGGAAGAAGGGAAAAAAAGCCCGCCAAGGCAGGCCCACCCCCCGCAGGCCAAUACGUCUCUGUCGGCGCAUAUUUCAAGCGAGAGUACAAGAGAGACUUGGACCCGAACUUGCCGGUCAUUAA